AGGCUUGUGUUUGUCAGUGACGAAUCUGCGUCAACUCCCCCGGUUUUCUAGUCCAUGGCCUUGAGACUGUGUGAUCAGACUUGGAUGUGCAGUAAUCGGGCUAUCAGAGGCUUUAUUUCCACAACCAGUUGGACCGAGAACAGAGUUGUUGUUGUUGUGGUUGCUCAAGGCCUCUAUUACAGUUCACCACAUCUUGCUGGGAGUCGAGUGACCACUGCGGGGCGGAACCCAAGCUUUUGUCAAACUCCGUUUCUGUUGUGUUUUCCCCACCUCAACCCGCAGCCAAAGGAACGCCACCUGGAAGCAUUUUCUAAUCAGGACUGGAGUACCACAGAGCACUCACUGCAUUAUGGCUGCAGUUGGACUGACAUUGGAGUCGCCUGACUGCACACUGAGGGCAGAUCCGUUUAUCAACAUUCCGUAUGGACCUCGAAAAAAGAAUUCAGGUCCAUCUGUGAUCGUUGUUCACCAACCAAAGAUCCUGGCCGAAUUUAACUUUACAGACCAACUGCAUGGUCUUCAUCGAGAGUGGGACAUGGACUGGAGUGAGGUGGCCCACUCCUCGCUCAAUCUGCCCUGCGAUGAGUUUGGAGAAAGCCAGCCGUGUCAGAGAUUUCACCAGGAUUUACGCAUGGAUGUCAGCGAGAGACUGUCUGACUUGGAGGAAGACAGCUGGCCCCAUUCCGACCUGGACCAUUGCUCCUUCUCCACUAAACCACAUUCCCUAGACACAUUCCAUAAAGACUUCUCCCUGCCUGCUGUGAUCUUAGACGACAGCCUGUCACAAGCUGGGUCAGAGGAAGGUGAGGAGGACGAGCUUACCUGGAACAAUGAAGCCCCACCUCAAAACACCCUUCAGAAACCAGGCAUGUCCUACCAGCAACGCAGAAAGCAAAAACUCAAAAAGAAAAGACAACUCCUGCUGUCAAAGUCAGUGGAUGCAUGUGAGGAGCAGCAGACCAAUGGGAGACAAGUGGCAGCAGAGGCUCUUCUUAGUAUGGACAGUCCCAGUACCAGUAGUGAAAACAAAACCUUCUUACAAGGCAUCUUAAACUUACAUCACCAAGCAUGUUUACCACCAAGUCCCGCAGACAGUGGCGUGUCAGAUCUGGACAGCAACUCUGACGAUGCUCGCCUUCGAUUACAAGCUAUCUCUCCAAUCUCACCUGUGGCUCAUGGUAGCCCUGGACCGUUCAUUGCACCAUUCUGUCAGCCCCCACCGGCUCACCAACCCUUACCUGCUCAUUUUAACACAGCCACACACAUAGCCAUGAGGCCAGAACACACAGUGUUCAGUGGCAGUGGCACUACCCCCCUCAUUCCCUCCUCUGUGAUGCAUUACAGUAGUGGAAGUGAGUCAGGCCCAGGUUCACCCUCGGACUCACCACUUAAGCACAAGAGUAAAAAAGGUCGAAAACCCAAAGACCUCUUAGACUGCCCAAUAAAUCAACCUAAAAGGAAACGAGAAAGUAGUACCAUCUAUUUGUGGGAGUUCUUGCUUCAACUUUUACAAAACAGAGACACCUGCCCAAGGUAUAUCAAGUGGACAAACAGGGAGAAGGGAAUUUUUAAGCUUGUUGACUCCAAAGCUGUGUCUAAGUUGUGGGGCCAGCAUAAAAACAAACCUGAAAUGAAUUACGAAACAAUGGGCAGGGCGUUAAGGUACUACUACGCGCGGGGAAUUUUGAAUAAGGUGGAUGGCCAGCGGCUGGUGUAUCAGUUUGCAGAAGUACCCCAAGGAAUAGUAGAAAUUGAUUGCUGCAAUGCAUAGAAACUCUCCUUACCUCAAGUUUUCAUUGGUCAUUGUACAUAAACUUCAUCAUAUCACCCUUAGUGCCUUAGGCCUGUGGACACAGCAAUGUCAUAAUGCCUUUCCCCCCCUCCCCACAACCCUCACCGCCCCUCCCCACAAUUCUCACCGCCCCUCCCCCCUCACAUCCAUAUUCUGUACGACUGAACUUACAAGGCCAUGGCACACUAUGGGCAGCAGAUUCAUUACUCAUGAUUAGUGUGGAAGCAUGUGAGUGUGAUACUAGGCUACUACAGUGAACGAGCGAGGAAUUUUUAGUGCUAUGUAUAUACAUUGUGAAUUGUAUAUAUGCCUGAAUACUUCAGAAUCAGUAUCUUGUGUGAUCGUAACACAGGUUAAAAAUGUGCCAGUAAAAUUGUUUUCAAUUUUAAAGGCACCUAACGCUGCAUCAGUAUGCCAGUUUGUGUAGAAGUCCUUGUACACAAGAUUGGGCAGAUAUUGGGCAGAUAUGACUCAAUUGUAUAUCACCUGGAGGCCAGUACAACUUCAAGUCACCAGUUUUUUUU
Messenger RNA from Liolophura sinensis, 2316 nucleotides. Its product is annotated as ETS-related transcription factor Elf-3-like. Gene Ontology annotation, molecular function: DNA-binding transcription factor activity, RNA polymerase II-specific; sequence-specific DNA binding. Gene Ontology annotation, biological process: regulation of transcription by RNA polymerase II; cell differentiation. Gene Ontology annotation, cellular component: nucleus. The coding region runs from base 350 to 1771 and encodes 473 amino acids. The transcript has 10 exons. NCBI's taxonomy places the organism in Eukaryota, Metazoa, Mollusca, Polyplacophora, Chitonida, Chitonidae. The record is from RefSeq and is a predicted model, not a curated record.